AUGGCGGGCGUGACCUUAUUUCCUGUAGUGCCAACCGCUCCCAUAUGCACAAGAUAUUUAGGUUGUGCACCCCGGGCUGCGAUUCAUGCGGACACUUGGGUUUUGUUUUUAUCACAUCUGCGACCCGUCUAUCCAUUUGUAUGUGCUGCGCUUGUCAUCUUUGCCUCUUUUGUCUGCAUUCCUGCACCACAAAGCGCACAAUGGGCUAGCGCCUGGUCUCUCCGGCCUGAUUUGCUGUUGAGUGUGAAGCAGGGUGUAGGAUGUGACGUGAAGGCGAGUGAGUGUGAGUGCUAG
Protopolystoma xenopodis is the source of this 294-nucleotide messenger RNA. NCBI's taxonomy places the organism in Eukaryota, Metazoa, Platyhelminthes, Monogenea, Polystomatidea, Polystomatidae. The record is from the annotation of a GenBank genome assembly.